This is a messenger RNA of Physeter macrocephalus (sperm whale), 1069 nucleotides long. RefSeq names its product rap1 GTPase-activating protein 2. The record is from RefSeq and is a predicted model, not a curated record. Lineage: Eukaryota; Metazoa; Chordata; Mammalia; Artiodactyla; Physeteridae. Gene Ontology annotation, cellular component: plasma membrane; cytoplasm. Gene Ontology annotation, molecular function: GTPase activator activity. The annotation marks the transcript as partial. Gene Ontology annotation, biological process: activation of GTPase activity; regulation of small GTPase mediated signal transduction. The transcript is spliced from 9 exons.
UUUCCGAGGAGGCCUGGAUGUGACCCAUGGACAGACGGGGGUGGAAUCAGUGUACACGAUAUUCCGGGACAGGGAGAUCAUGUUUCACGUCUCCACAAAGCUGCCGUUUACCGAGGGAGACACCCAGCAGCUCCAGAGAAAGAGGCACAUUGGGAAUGACAUUGUGGCCAUCAUCUUCCAAGAAGAAAACACACCGUUUGUCCCAGAUAUGAUUGCCUCCAACUUCUUACAUGCCUACAUUGUUGUGCAGGCUGAGAACCCGGGCACGGAGACCCCAUCCUACAAGGUUGCAGUCACCGCACGGGAAGACGUGCCUGCCUUCGGCCCACCUCUGCCCAGCCCCCCUGUUUUCCAGAAGGGCCCGGAGUUCAGGGAGUUUCUCCUCACCAAGCUCACCAAUGCAGAGAAUGCUUGCUGCAAGUCAGACAAGUUUGCAAAGCUGGAGGACCGGACGAGGGCCGCCCUCCUGGACAACCUUCACGAUGAACUCCACGCCCACACUCAGGCCAUGCUGGGACUGGGCCCAGAAGAGGACAAGUUUGAGAAUGGGGGCCAUGGGGGAUUCCUGGAGUCUUUUAAGAGGGCCAUCCGUGUACGCAGCCACUCCAUGGAGACCAUGGUGAGCAGCCAGAAGAAGCAGCAUGGUGGGGGCAUCCCCGGCAGCCUCAGCGGGGGCAUCUCCCAUAACAGCAUGGAGGUCACCAAGACUACCUUCUCGCCUCCGGUGGCUGUGGCAACAGCGAAGAACCAGUCACGGAGCCCCAUCAAGCGGAGGUCGGGGCUCUUCCCCCGUCUGCACACGGGCUCUGAAGGCCAAGGGGACAGCCGGACACGAUGCGACAGUGCAUCCAGCAACCCGAAGACCCCAGAGGGCGGACACUCUUCUCAGGAGAUAAAGUCUGAGGCCUCAUCCAAUCCCAGCUCUCCGGAAAUCUGCCCCAGCAAGGAGAAGCCCUUCAUAAAGUUGAAGGAGAAUGGCCGAGCCAACAUCUCCCGCUCCUCCUCCAGCACAAGCAGCUUCAGCAGCACGGCAGGGGAGGGCGAGGCCAUGGAGGAGUGUGACAGUGGG